UUCGUUCACAGACACUGAUUCACUCAGGGAGUACUCCGCGCCUGUGAUCUGGAGAUUCUCACACGGAGCUUUAGCAGAAAAUGUCUUAUUCAGAUCCUACACAUCUCUCUGACAGAACUGGAACAGCUGAUCUACAGGAUUGUGUUACACUCCUGAGUUAAAACUGGUGUGAAAACAUGAGAGAGAACAGGAGACACCAUCAGGAAGACAUAGUCCUGAUGGGAACCGUCCAAACAUGUCUCCAGUGUCUCCAGUGUCUCCAGUGUCUCCUGUGUCCAUGUUGAGGAUGGUGCUGGUGGGAAAAACUGGAGCUGGUAAAAGUUCCUCAGGAAACACCAUCCUGGGCAGGAAAGCCUUCAGAGCUGCACAGAGUGGAUCAUCUGUCACUAAAGAGUGCUGGAAGGAGACUGGAGAUGUGUCUGGGAGGGAGCUGGUUCUGGUGGACACUCCUGGACUGUUUGACACAAACCUUUCUGAGAGAGAGCUGAUGCAGGAGAUCAGUAAGUGCAUUAGCAUGACGGCUCCAGGACCCCACGCCAUCAUCCUGGUCAUUUCACUCGGCCCUUUUACUGAGGAGGAACGUCUCUCAGUGGAGAAGAUCAGAGCUCUUUUUGGUGAAGAAGCAGAUAAAUACACCAUGAUCCUCUUCACACACGGUGAUGACCUGAGCUCCACGAUUGAAGAGUACCUCAGUGGCGCUAACGAGCCCCUCGAAGACCUGAUUAGCCGAUGUGGACAGAGAUAUCAUGUCUUUAACAAUAAAGCAAUGCAGGACCGCAUGCAGGUUCUGGAGUUCCUGGAGAAAGUAGACAGCAUGAUUUCAGUAAAUAAUAACAAGUUCUACUCCAGUGAGAUGUACGAAGAUGUGGAACAGAGGCUGAGGAGGAGGGAAGAUGAGCUGAGGAAGAUCUAUGAGCAGAAACUACAUGAACAACAACUGGAACUGCAGACCAAGUAUCAGGAAGAAAAGAGAAAUCUGCAAGAGAAGAUUGAUGCCUUAAAAGAAUCUGAUCAAGAGAAGGAGAAGAAGAUCAAACAGCUGCAGCAUCUGGUCACCCGGAAUAACCAAAUUCUGACCGAGUAUAAAAGAUAUUAUGAGUACAAACUUAAUGCAGUGAGAGAGGAAGCAGAACAAACUCAGCUGAAUGAGGAAAUCCUGAUACGUGUCAUUAGUGAGCUAAAACACUGGAGUGUGAGAUAAUCUGCACUGAUGAUUUAUUUUAGAAUAUAUAGAAGUGUCACUGUAAAUACAUUCAUUCAACAAAAUCCUUUCACACUGUGAACAAUAACAGUGUAAAUUAGUAAAUAAACGAUCACUGGUUUUGCUUAUGUCAGUUAAGUUAUUGAAAAAAUCAGUAACUGAACAGAGAUGUAGUUCUGAGAUUCUCAGUAAUUGAGAUUUGAGAAGAAGAAACCUUUAUUUAUAGCCACACCCACAUUUACAGCACAGUGGAAUAUUUUUCUUUAUAUAUCCCAGCUGAAGAAGUUGGGGUCAGAGCACAGGGGCAGCUAUGAUACAGUGCCCCCUGGAACAGACAGGGGUAAGGGCCUUGCUCAAUUUCUCAACAGCUUAACGGUGCUUCUGACCAAAACCCCAGGGCUUUACCCACUUGAGCCACCACUGCCCACCAAGAGUGUGAAUUCUUAGAAAUGUUAGAAAUAAUAUUAACCUUCUUCUAACCUGAUACAGAAAUACUUGGUGUAGUGGCUGCUACGUUGUUACCAAAGGCCGCCGAGAAGCUAAAAAUGGAAUCGAUGCAUUUGUGAUGCAACAGUAAAAUAUCAGUGAGUCAAAACUUGA
Messenger RNA from Hemibagrus wyckioides, 1801 nucleotides. Its product is annotated as GTPase IMAP family member 9-like. Lineage: Eukaryota; Metazoa; Chordata; Actinopteri; Siluriformes; Bagridae. The record is from RefSeq and is a predicted model, not a curated record. The coding region runs from base 236 to 1201 and encodes 321 amino acids. Gene Ontology annotation, molecular function: GTP binding. The transcript has 4 exons.